UUAGACUUAGAUACAUUGGCACAGCAGACAGUAUCACACAUGCUCAAAUUAGAUACGCUUGCUGUGAAGACUGUAUCACACGUGGCCAGGGAUUGGCUCGGCGGACAUUGUCACACCUGACAGACUUAGAUACACGGACUCAGCAGUAACAAAGGAUUAUGAAGUUGUAUAGUAACUUGUGGUGUCGGGGGCCCCGGCAUGUGCAGAGUAAGCAAGGAGGCCGCUCCUGCCCAUCCGGCCCCUGAUCCCUCUCUUGUGUCCAUAGAUUAUCCUGCAGCUGAUGAGAAGCUUGGGGAUGAAUGACACAGUGGGGAUGGAAUUUGUCAGGUUGUCUUACACCAUAGUCACCAGCAGGGGCUCCCUCCUCCGCCCGCUGCCUCCUAUUGCUCGUCUUGUGAAAGUAAAUCCCAGCUAAUAAUAUUCCUAGUGUGGAGGUGGAGCAGAGCCCAGGCAGCAGAUACGUCUCCCCGCUGCUUGGAGAACCUGCUACUACUCCGCUCCCGGGGACACGAUGGCUCACACACCUUCCCCGGCCAGGUAGGAUGGGUCCACCUCUAUGGGGGUGACAGGUGCACCCUUCUAGCAGGCAUGGGCAGCAGCGCUCUGUAAGCUAGGCUUGCAGGAACAGCCGCCUCGAGUCCUGUUUUCCUUCUUCCUGGUCAACCUGUGCCCAUCCCCGCAGGUAGAGAAGAGAGUCCGCAGGUGAAGAAGACAUGGAGGAGCAAGACAAGGCCACCAAAGACAAGAGCCCCGGCCCCAGGAAGCUCUUCCGGAGCAAAUCCCUUAAGUCCAUGGGGAAUUUCAUGCAGAGGUUCCUGAAAACUUUGACCAAUUUGUCCCACCUGAUGGAUGUGGAGAGGAACAACCUGUACCGGGAGGAUGACGAUGGGGGCUUCAAGCGGGACAAACCCAAAGGAGAAGGCAAAGGGUCCACGUACGAGGAUUAUAGAGUGGUCCAAGGUGGGGACAGCAACAACAACCUGGGCAAAGCUCUUGGGACGGCCACUGGUCAGGAGAGGUCUUCCUCCAGCUCGGAUGAGAAGGUUCCUGGGGUCCAGGGACUGAAGAACCACGGGAACACCUGCUUCAUGAACGCCGUGGUCCAGUGCCUGAGUAACACCGACCUCUUGGCCGAGUACCUGGGAACGGAGCAGUUCAGGGCGGAAUUCGACAGGACUAAAGGGAGCGAGGGGCUUCAGAAGGCGUCCGCAGAGGAGACCACUCCGACCGUACGGGGGGAGGUCACUGAGAGGCUGGCCACCUUGGUCAGGGGUCUGUGGACCUUAGAGUACACCCCUCAACUUUCCGUGGAGUUUAAGAAUGUCGUGGCGAAGUACGGCUCCCAGUUUCGGGGGAAUUCUCAACACGAUGCCUUGGAGUUCCUUCUGUGGCUGCUGGACCGGGUCAAUGAAGAUCUCAAUCCACCGUCUCAGAAAUCCAAAAACUCGUCUCAGGGUUCUGACCACGGAUCGGUGAGCUCUGUUCCCUCCUCACCUACGGAUAAUGGACAGAGUUUCGUACUAGAGCAUUUUCAAGCACAGUACAGAUCUUCCCUCACCUGCCCGCACUGCCACAAGCAGAGUGACACGUUCGACCCCUUCCUCUGCGUCUCUUUGCCCAUCCCUCUCCGACAGACAAGAGCCCUGAAUGUCACUUUAGUUUUCCAAACCAAGCAGCAGCGGUUCCUGCGCGUAGGUCUGGCCGUGCGGCUCUUUGGCACCAUUGCAUCACUACGUCAGAUGGUGGCCGAACUGGGCAAUAUUCCUUCAGAUCAGGUGAUCCUGGUGGAAAUACUUUCCAGCGGCUUCCAGAGAUCGUUCCCUGAUGAUGAAGAUCUGAACGCCAUCGCUGAAGGAGACCCGGUGUACGCCAUUCAGGCCCCGAUGACCUUAAGCAAACUAUCGGCUUCUAGUAGGAGCUCAGGGUAUCCCCACAGCCUUCCUUCCUCCCCUCACUGCUUCGAUCAAGACGCGCCAAAGUUACCCGGAGGAGGUUCCGUCUCGUCCGAAUACCUGGCGUCGAGUUCUAAAAUUCUUCUGCUCCUGUGCAAUUUGGAAAGUGGGAGUCAGCAGGCACUAAGGUUUGGACCUCCGCUGAUAUUACGGGAGGACAGGGCAGUAUCCUGGGAUCAGCUACAGCAAAGCAUCUUGGGAAAGACCCGCUAUUUGAUGAGGAGCGAUGCCCACCCUCCUAGCGGAGGUGUCAUUUUCAAUAUUCACGUGGUGGGGGCACCAGUGAGCAGCUGUUAUUUGUCAUCCAAGGAUGCCCGACCUCUUCAGCACCCAUCUGUGAGCAGGGCUCUGCAGCUCUGCGGCUCCGGAGGACCACCUCAUGUGAAGCUGGGUAUAGAAUGGGAUCCUAAAGUCAAAGAGCGAUUAUUUGGGAAUAUACAGGAAGAAGUGGUUCAGGAUGAUGAGUCUGUACGGAGGCAACAACUGGACCAUCAGCAGCAGACCUGCACCCUGGACGAGUGCUUCCAGCUGUACACUAAGGAAGAACAGUUGGCACCUGAUGAUGCCUGGAAGUGCCCCCACUGUAAGGUGCUGCAGCAAUGUACAGUCAAACUGAGCCUAUGGACCCUCCCGGAUAUUCUCAUCAUACAUCUCAAGAGGUUCCGUCAGGUUGGAGGACGCAGGAACAAGUUGUCUACUCUUGUCAAGUUCCCCUUGACAGGGAUGGAUAUGGCGCCGCAUGUGGUUAAGAGGGGCCAGGAGAGAAAACGCUCCUUGGGGCAGUGGUCAUCUUGGAAGCAGCCUCCAUACCAGCUGGAGAACGGGCACCUGGAUGUACAGUAUGAUUUGUAUGCGGUGUGCAACCACCAUGGAAGCUUACAGGGAGGUCACUACACAGCCUACUGCAGGAACUCUGUGGAUGCCCGCUGGUAUAGCUACGAUGACAGUAAUGUAGAACACGUUCUUGAGGAGGAUGUCUGCACCCGAGGGGCCUAUCUCCUGUUCUACCAAAAGAGAAAUGCCAUUCCAGCUUGGUCUGCCAGCAGCUCAGUUAAAGGUUCCACAAGCUCAGCCUUGACUGAUCAUUGGGUCCUAAGGCUGGAUGGAAGCAAAAGAGAAAGCUUAGUGUCCCGGGCGACCAAUAACUUCACCCCAUUGCCAAAAAUACCAGACUCCCCAAUUUUUCUGGAGAAGGAAAAGAACAUGGAGAAAGGGUCAAAGUCUUUUGUCCGAGGAGCAAAAGGUCGCAGUGCAAGUAUGAGAUUGCCUUCAGCUUCUAAACUGAAGCUGAGCAUUAGUAAAGCAAUGCCUCUUAGGUGGUCAUUUGGAUCCAAGGACAGAAAGAAGCCUGAGACUGGUGAGCUAGUGGAAUACUUGGAAUCGGGAAGGCGUCCAAAGUACACCAAUGAUCCCAUUGUGCCCAUUAAGACUAAUGUAGAAAAGACGACCAAUGGAACUCCCCCAAACUUAAGCCAUUCAAAUAGUCAUGGUGCCACCUCUACCAGCUCUACAAGUGGACAGACUAGAGCAUUGUCUUCGUCUUCAAAGUUGGACACUUUAAGGGGUAAGCCAAAGGAGAAACAGACGCACCAGGGAGAUUGGUCUACCCAGUCUCAAAGCACUGAUGGGGCAUCAAGUGCUCAUGGCCCAGUGGGUAUGAAUGGUCCAGCCCCAAAUAAUGCUGUAAAAGUGAAACCUUCUUCAGUUCAAAAGGUAGACCUUAACCAAAGACCCCAUACAAAAAUUGGUGAUAACAGAGCAGACAAGGUGAAACCCUCUGAAGGAGAGCCAGAUGGGAAAUCGACCAAGUUGAGGACAAGUUUAUUGAAGAAAGAGCCAAGGAGACAAACUAGUUCUGAGACUCCUACCCCACCUGAGCUCCAUAACGGCAUCCCACGGACUUCUUUAUCCAAUGGGGUUGUAGUGACUGAUGGGAGGACUAGCGGUACCAUGCCACGGAACCAGAAAGAUGAUCUCUCCAACAAAUCUAAGAUGGACGUUAGACGAGCACAUAGUUCAAGUAAUGUCCAGACAAAAGCAGAAUGGACAAUGAAGAGGUCCGCUUCCCUGUACAGAAAUGGAAGUGCACCCCAUCAACCUGCUGGACAGAUGGCCGUACAGAAGGCUUCUCUGAGUACUGUGCAAAGUUUAAAAUACCAAACUUCCUCCCUUGGCAGGAAGAAAACUGUACCGGAGUCUAGCUUCUAAGGACUUCUCAUGUGUCUCAUGGAUCAGGUCAAAAUAUUAGUGUGCAUAUGGCCAGCUGAAAAACGUAAUACCAUAUUGUAUGGGACUGUUUACCAACAAAAUUCACUACAGACUUAUUUUUAAAGUGCCAUAAGUGGAUCUUCUAGCAGAAGACUCCAAAAUCGAGGUCUCCAGUGGUUGGUGCCAACCUACAUAGCAGAAGCUCUCUCCUACUUAUUUCUAUGUGGCAUGGAGGUAUCUGUAUAAGACGUAACCUUAGGUGGCCCACCGAAUCUCAGGUGGAGUCCACCACUGAGCUCCUCCAUCUUCCACCCAUUCAGUAAAAAUGUGUUUGGUAGGAACCUUCACCCCUGAUUGUUCGAAGACAAUUAGGUAUCAGUUGUUUGGCUAAAAGUUACCCUUUGGCCAAUAGGGUGGGACUUGUGCAAUUGUAAUUUGCAUAGGAAGCAGGGAAGGUUUUGAGGCUAUUGCCUAAAUACCUUUUAUAUACACACCCAGUAUAUAGACACAGGAUAAUAGGUGUAACUUGAAGCUCAGGGGCCUCAAUGCAAAUCAGUAACAGGUACUCCACCGUUCAUGUGCCAUUUAUAAUACUGGCGUCAUCAUGUGUGGCAGAGGGGCCCUUGUGCCUCCUUAGGCAUAAUGGACAGCGUUACCUAUAGCUAAGCCCCAUUUUGUAGACUGCAGCAUUAUUCAGCCCCCGGAGAACCAGUGACUUCGCCAACCUAUGAAGAUUUGGGAGUUUCAGGUGCAAUAAUGGGCCAAAGUCAUGGCCAUGGUCCCCCAGGUGCAGACACUUUAUUAAAGAAAUUUUGUAUAAAUUAAAAUGAAAAAUAUUUCUAAAUUUUAUUUUAUGAAAUCAUGACCUAUAGUCCAUAUUAAUAUAAAACUGGACCAUAUUGUGUAUUAUACUGCUGUAGAUAUUGUUAUAUUUUUAUGGGGGGAAAAAAAUGAAAAUAUAGGCUAAAAAUGGAAUAUAAAUAUAAAUAUUUUUGGAGCGUUCUUCACGUUUUUAUAAAUAAAGUUACUUCUGAGGAUCACAUGGCUUUUUCCAUACAUUUUACCCACAGUCCCCUAGGGGCAGAUUUCUUAGACUAAAGGCCAGGACUAUUCUCGUCAUCCUCCUGCUUAUUUCAAGUAACUUUAUUUGUAAUGGCUGAAAAACAAACUUUAAAAAUAAUCAAUCCCUGCAUAUUAAAUGGUGUGUAGACUUUUGCAACCAUUUUUAUUGCUUUACUGCAAUGUUCUCUAAACUGUGGCCCUCCGGCUGUUACAAAACUACAACAUCCAGCAUGUGUGGACAGCCAGACAUGCUGGGAGUUGUAGCUUUUCAAUAAUUGAGUAGCCGCAGAUUGAACAACACUGCCUGACUGCAUCAAAAAAUUACACAAUUUACCAAUAGUCCUGAUUGAAAAUCUACUGUUAUGUGUCUCCAUGGUUACAGACUACAAACAAACCUUGUGUAGUCUGAUCCUGCAGUCACACUCCCAACAAUCUGCCCUGACUUCUUGCUAACCUACUAAAUGUUAGAACGGAGUAGGAGACAUUUAAUGGAGUGUGACUGUAGGAUCUGACUACACAAGGUUUGUUUGUAGUCUGUAACUAUGGAGACACAUCCAUUUUUUUAGAUAGGAAAUGUAUGAUUCUACAUUGAGACUCUUUUGAGCAAUAAAAUAAAUAGAAUAAAAUGGGCCUGCUUGCUAAGACUGUCCAAUUCUUAGACUGUACUCUGGUAAGUUCACAUCGUAUUUGGCAGCAACCUGUCAAAUAGGCAUGCCGCCCUAUACUGCAGCUUACAGUCAGCCAGUCCAUUUGGCUUAAUGGGCCAAACAUAGUCCACUAGUGACAUGCUUGGCCCAUUUUUCACCAGAAUUCUAGCACGUUAUUGGUGCAUGGUGUUGUAUCUUAAAGUGUACCUAUCAUUUUAUCAAACUACUGACAUGUCAGAAGAUUGUAUUGUGGGGGUCUGGGUACUGAGACCCCACUGAUCAUUGGAAUGUUGUGCCUCCUCAUCUCCACUCUGCAUAACUAAAGUGAGCAGUAUACGGAAUUACAAUACAAGUCUAUGGGACUUCCAACAAUUCUGGUGGUGAUGGGGUCUCGGCACCCGGACGCCCAUGAUACAGACUUCUGACUGUUGGCGGUGUCAGCAUCUAGGCCUCCAUGAUACAGACUUUCGACUGGUGGUGGUCUCAGCACCUAGGCCUCCACAAUACAGACUUCUGACUGGUGGUGGUCUCAGCACCUAGGCCUCCACAAUACAGACUUUUGACUGGUGGUGGUCUCAGCACCUAGGCCUCCACAAUACAGACUUCUGACUGGUGGUGGUCUCAGCACCUAGGCCUCCAUGAUACAGACUUCUGACUGGUGGUGGUCUCAGCACCUAGGCCUCCAUGAUACAGACUUCUGACUGGUGGGUGGGGGGGGGUCUCCGCACCCGGAUGCCCAUGAUGCAAACUCCUGACUUCUGAUUGGUGGUGGUGGUGGUGGGGGGGUCUCAGCACCCAAACCCCCACGAUACAGACUUAUGAUUGGCAGUGGGGGUCCUCAGCACCCAGACCUCAUCGACACCGAUUUCUGACUUCUGAUUGGUGGCAGAGGGGGUCUCAGCACCCAGACCCCCAUGAUACAGACUCCUGACUUCUGAUAGGUAUGAUGUGGAGGGAUCUCAGCACCCAAACCCCCACAGUACAGACUUGUAAUUGGUGGUGAUGGGGGUCCUCAGCACCCAGACCUCAUGGAUACAGACUUUUGAUUGGUGGGGGGGAGAGAGGGUCUCAGCACCAAGUCCUCCACGAUACAGACUUCUGACUUCUGAUGCGGUGGUCUCAGCACCUGGACCUCCAUGAUACCAACUUCUGAUUGGUGGGGGACGUUCCUAGUACCCGGACCCCCACCAAUACAAACAUCGGACAUUGCACUAUGACCUGUCAGAAUUUUGUUGAAAUGAUAGGCAAGCUUUAAGCCACACCCUGUUUUGAACAGACAACACCCCCUUUUAUAGAAUCCCGACCCAUUGUUUGCAAAAGUACACACGCCCUUUAUUAAAUGUAUAUUUAUUUUAAUAGUUAAUAAUAUUUAUACUGAAAUGUAAUUAAAAAAAAAUGCCUAUUAUUUUGAAUAUAUUUCUCAGGUAAGGAAAAAAAAAAAUGAAAAUAU
Messenger RNA from Hyla sarda, 7319 nucleotides. RefSeq names its product ubiquitin specific peptidase 43 (gene USP43). Gene Ontology annotation, molecular function: cysteine-type deubiquitinase activity. Gene Ontology annotation, biological process: protein deubiquitination. Bases 714 to 4160 code for a protein of 1148 amino acids. NCBI's taxonomy places the organism in Eukaryota, Metazoa, Chordata, Amphibia, Anura, Hylidae. The transcript has 15 exons. The record is from RefSeq and is a predicted model, not a curated record.